CCGUGGACACAGGCCUUAAGGCGUCCCUCUCGCUUCAGGGAAGUCGGAACUGACUUCUCGACUGUUCUCGACGCGAGGAUACGCGACCUUUGAAGGCUGUUUGUAAAUUCCGGCAAAAAAAAAGCAGGAAAGACUACUCGAAUGACUCGAAUAAGCGGCGGUACAUGGCGGACGAUUUGCCGUCGAAGAACCUAGAGCGUCAACAGGUUGAAGACACAAAUAAUCAAAAGAGCCGAAAUUUAUGCAAGUCGGAGACAUCGCUGUGCUUCUCUUGAUCGGCGUCUCUCUUUCCCGCGAAGAAGCCACGAUCACGCGAAUGCAAAUCGCUCGGACACCAUCCCUCCGCUUUGCAGUGGAAUCGAUUCGAGACCCGAUCGCAGCGAGACUUCCGCAGAUAUUUUUCUCCGACAGGAAAGACGUAGCUUCUCGUUCGUCAGUUGCGACCUUUCCAGCUAUCUCACAUAUUACGUUUACGAAAUAUCAUUAUUGCAACAUAUAUUGUACAAUAAUAAUGUAAUAUCAUGUGCGCAGAACGUAUUACAUCUUGAAGUAGCGCCGGCAUCCUCGCGUCUGACUCGCCAACUUUUCGGUAGCGCAAAUCACCAGUAUGCUAAUUGGCUGAUAAGCGGACCACGAUACGCGAGAUCGUUGCCAGCUACGCUUGUGCCUCGCAUUGUCCACCGCUGUCCUUCCCGUGACGGGGAAAUUAUUCGUAAGUUAUGGCGUUAACGACUAGAGAACGGACUCGUUCCGACGCGAGAUAUCAAAGCAGUUGUAACGGCGCAAGAGCGACGAGUGUAUUUUCACUCGGCAACAUUCGUGCCUCUUGCUCGACACCUUUUAUCGCGCGAGGCGGCGCCGGGGAAUAAUUUUGUCAGUUGUUAUUGCAGACCGAGAUAAGCGACGCUCGUGGAGCGUAGACAAUUUGAGCUGUAAGAUUUUCAUAUCGCUUUUUCCUCGUGAGAGACUUGUAGUUAAUUUCUUGGGACGAUGCGACACGUUAGAUUUGCGUCAGUGCCCACGAUGUCCGCGUCGUCGUCCACGGACGAGCGUAUGUUGAAGGGAAUACGGAAGGUCGUGCCGAGUUUGAUCAACAGCAAGUACAAGGGUCAAGACGGCAGAAUCGGGAUCUUCGGCGGCAGCGCAGAGUACACGGGGGCACCGUACUUCGCGGCUAUGAGCGCGCUGAGAACCGGGGCCGAUCUCGUUCACGUGUUUUGCGCCAAGGACGCCAGCGUCCCCAUCAAGUCGUUCAGUCCUGAGCCGAUAGUCCACCCGGUCCUGGACCAGCAGGACGCAAUAAAGCAGAUAAAACCCUGGCUCGAUCGUCUGCACGUCAUCCUGAUCGGGCCCGGGCUCGGCAGGGACGAGGGGACAUUCAAGAUCAUCGUCGAGCUGAUAACGAUCUGCCGAGAGGCGAGGAAGCCGCUGGUUAUCGACGCGGACGGUCUGUUCCUGGUCUGCCAGAAGCCGGAGAUCGUCAAGGACUACCCUGGAGUCAUCCUGACGCCUAACGCGAUGGAGUUCAGUCGUUUGGUCAAAGCGGUCCUGGACAGGUCUGUCCCGCCUGCUUCGAUAGUCAAGGUUUCCGACGUCAAACACGUAGCGGAGGCUUUCGGGAAGAACGUGAUAAUUCUGCACAAGGGAGCGAAGGACGUGAUCGUGGACGGUCACAAGGGCGCCGAGACCGUGUCGUGUGGAUUGGCUGGCUCCGGGAGAAGGUGCGGCGGCCAGGGAGACCUCUUGUCCGGCUCGUUGGCGGUAUUCUGGUGGUGGGCCAUCUCCUCGGGAACCAGCGAGUGCGCCCUGUCGCCCUCGAUAGUGGCGUGCUACGCCGCGUCGAGACUGAUCCGGGAAUGCAACGCGUCGGCCUUCAAGAUACGACAAAGGGGAAUGUUGGCCUCGGAUAUGCUGGAGCAAAUACAGCCGGUGUUCAACAGGAUCUUUGAAACUCAUUGCGACAAGUAACGCUCACGCUCACUUUUAAUUACGUUGUUUCUAGAGAGCGCUUUCCUUGUCUCUCGCAACGCUUUAUUACUGGAAUUAAGUGAAGGAAAUGCAAAAUCGACGAUCAUAUCGCCAUUUCAUUAUUGUGGAUUUUAGAACUUCCUCGUUUGUUGGAAGAGGUCGAACUCGAAGCACUGAUACCUGAAGCGUUUACUGUAUACAUUUAUAUUACAUUUUACAAAAUUUGUUAUCGGCGUAUUACAUAAAUUGAAAUAUGCACAUUUCGAAAAUUGGCUUCAAGGAAACUUAUUCAGGAAAAUAUACGCUAAUAUAUAUACAUACUUGUGUAUGUAUAUACUUGUAAUUUACAUAUAAUUCUUAUGUGGUUGUUAAUAACUUGAAAGUUUAUAUAAAUAAAUAUUUUUAUAUAAAAUUA
Messenger RNA from Vollenhovia emeryi, 2383 nucleotides. RefSeq names its product ATP-dependent (S)-NAD(P)H-hydrate dehydratase (gene Naxd). The record is from RefSeq and is a predicted model, not a curated record. Lineage: Eukaryota; Metazoa; Arthropoda; Insecta; Hymenoptera; Formicidae. The coding region runs from base 991 to 1968 and encodes 325 amino acids. The transcript is spliced from 2 exons. Gene Ontology annotation, biological process: metabolite repair. Gene Ontology annotation, molecular function: ATP-dependent NAD(P)H-hydrate dehydratase activity.